AUGUACUAUGUCAAGGAAUAUAACGAACCAAAUCAGAAGAAGUUCAAAAAGGCUAAUGCAAAGAGUAAGCGAGAAGUAGCUGUAGAAUCAAACGCUUAUGAAUUUGAAAUUGAAGAAGUUGUUGAUCACAUGUUUACAAGAAAUGAAACAGUUUUGUUCAGAGUACGAUGGAGUGGCUACAACGAACUGGGCGAUUCUUGGGAGCCUAGUGAAAAUUUGAAGAAUGCCAAGUUGGCACUGCAAAACUACUUAAACAAAAAAAAUUUGGAAAUAGACAGCCGUCUUCAAGGUGUUUUCAGAAGAAAACGGAAGCGUCAGGAUUGCGGCGAAAAUUUUUUGAACAUUAAGCAAGAUUCUUCAGGUUCUGAUGCUGUUAAAAAGGCUGUAAGCAGAGCUUCAGAACGAAAGGAGAUCAAACAAAACCAUGAUGAGCAGAGUUUCAAACCUGCUGUUAAAUUUCUACUAACCGAUAUGCGGAAAAAUGAAAAGGAUGCUGCGGAUCGUUCUGGUCUCAGAAGAGCAGAAGAUCGUGAUAUUACUGAUUUUGAUUUGCCUAUUUGUAUAAUUCCUGGUGCUUCUUCUGCUGUCUGCAACGUUGAAGAUCGCCAAAUAGUUGGACUAACCAAACUGAACGGUAACGUUAAUGUUGUUCUUGGAUCGACGAAAAAUGAGUUUCUCGCUAGUAUCAAAGACGCUUAUUUUUUGAAUGGUUGGGGGCUUAUUCAGUUCCUAAUGAAUCGUCUGUCCUUUAAUUGCUAA
Molecule: messenger RNA, 759 nt
Organism: Auanema sp. JU1783
Lineage: Eukaryota; Metazoa; Nematoda; Chromadorea; Rhabditida; Rhabditidae
Source: the annotation of a GenBank genome assembly